GUGACGAGUACCUUUGCCUUCAUCGGGUCUGAACACGAUCCUGUUUAUCCCUAUGUACGCCGGGAUACGCCGUGAUAUAAACAAAUCAAUACAGCCUUCGGGAAGUGUCAGCCUUCAAUCGCCAAAGGGCAAGGUUGAUUACAACACCGUGUGGGCCUUUCUUCUUCUCUGACAACCAUCAGGAGUGAUCUUUUCGCGUUCUCUACUCGACCAAGCGUUCACCUACACGUAUAUUUAUACUUUUUGAAAGCAUAAAUUUUCACAUCUCUCUCCUCUGCACAACCAUUGCACUUCCCUUGAUCUUUGCUGAAACCACUUUUUUUUUCAAAACAAACAAUCUUCGCACACACUACAGAAACAAUGCCAACGAAAAUUCACGUCUUCCGUGACGAUGAUAUCACUUCUACCAUCUCUUCUUCACGGGCACCCAGUUCAUCUCGUGCAUCAAGCAGAGCGCCAAGCAUGACACCCGGUCCAACCUCUUCUUCAAGUCGCCGACCGUCCAUAUCAUCGCGUCGCCUUUCUCUAUCCAAUGGUGGUGGCAUCUCUCAAGUCCAAGUAGUCGGUAAAAGUCUCAUCUCUACCAACGUUUCCACUGUCACGAUGGCUCUCAACAAGGAAAAUCGUGACCCCGUCACGGGUGUCUUACUUUCCGAACUUCUCAACUCUCUCGGAUGUAGUGGCAAAACUGGCAAACAAACCAGUGGCGGAGGUGGUGGUACCUCAUUGGAACCUGCAUCAGUGACCACUACUCCAUUAACAAAGCAAAAGUUCCUCGCAACCACGAUCACGACCACGGUUCUUUCGCCCGUGUUGGACUCCUCGCCUCCGUCCUCAACCCGUGCCACGCCCGAACCCCAUUCGGCCACACGCAAAGGAGAAGAUGAUGAUGAGGGAAGUACUAAUGAUGCACUGGCAACGCCUCGUCCACCUCAACGUAAAUCGCGGGUCGUUGUCUCAAGCAUUGACUCUCCCGCUUCACGCACCCGUGCUAAAACUGGCUCUUCAUCAUCUGAACUCGUCAUACGCAAAGGUCGUGUUCCCCUUGCUCAAAAAAGCACCAUUUCGGGCCGUGGAUUGAAGGGUUCUCCAUUGAAGUCGAAAUCUUCCAUGCCUUUGUAUUCAGAUGACGCUGCCACUACCAUGGCUGCGUCUAAACGGACCCGCUCAUCACGUUCCGCGAAGAAGACAGCACUAAAAACCGAUGUCGAUCCAUCGGACCUCUUAUCCCUCCCACUCCCCUCGUCCGAGAAAUCUUCAUCCUCUAAGUCCGGAACGAAGUCUAAUAAGAAAUCGUCCUCAUCCGCUUCAAACAAACGCGUAAAAAAUACCGUCAUGUCACAACACGCCUCCUUCGUUCGAUCGACCAUACCUUCAUUCGCCGUUUUUCAGGAUAAUAUCCCUGCUCCUGCUUCUGCUUCCGCUUUUCUUCCUUCAUCUGCUCCUCAUCUAGAGAUGGAUUACCUCCUUCAAGGAUCAUCCCCUUCAACAGACAAUGAGGAUGUGGAGAUGCACGAUGCGAAUGAGGUAUCAGCCAUCGUACAACGGUUGGUUGAUCAGAAGUGUCGAGAGUUGACCGUUCGACCUCUGGCGAACGUUAGUGAGGCGUAUGGAGCGUCUUCCAGUGCAUUUGGAUCGUCGGUGGAUGGGGAGGGGAUAUUUUAAGCUGUUUGUAAAGAUUAGGGACUGGUUGUGGAGCGCAUGCGUAAUGGAUCUCAUUGGUUUUUGGGCGACUUGGAUGCGAACUGGGGCUCGG
Cantharellus anzutake is the source of this 1756-nucleotide messenger RNA. RefSeq lists its product as uncharacterized. Bases 361 to 1665 code for a protein of 434 amino acids. The record is from RefSeq and is a predicted model, not a curated record. Lineage: Eukaryota; Fungi; Basidiomycota; Agaricomycetes; Cantharellales; Hydnaceae. The transcript is spliced from 2 exons.